UGGGUCGGGGGGGGUCCGUCCCUCAGGUGCGCGUCUCCCCCCAGCACCAGCUGUACGUCUCCUCGGACGUGGGCCUGACCCAGCUGAGCCUCCAUCGCUGUGGGGCCUACGGCCCGGCCUGCGCCGACUGCUGCCUGGCCCGGGACCCCCACUGCGCCUGGGACGGCCGCCGCUGCGCCCGCUACAGCCCCGCCCCCGCCAGGCGUGUCCGGCGCCAGGAUAUCAAACACGGAGACCCCGUUCGCCAGUGCCGCGGCUUCAACGCCCUGG
Chrysemys picta bellii (western painted turtle) is the source of this 270-nucleotide messenger RNA. The record is from RefSeq and is a predicted model, not a curated record. Lineage: Eukaryota; Metazoa; Chordata; Testudines; Emydidae.